GACGUUAAUUAGCUCCUGUCAGUGCGGUUCGGUGGCGAAAGACGUCAGUUCGCCCGUCCCCGCCUCCCCCUGCACCAGCUGAGCAGCGGGCCGCCGCUUCCCGUCCCGCCCAUAGCGGGGUCCGGCCGCUCGACGUGUGCGCCGGGCCGGGCCGGGCCGCCGUGCGUCAGCGCUGCUAUAAGAGGCGGCGAGGCGGGGCCGCGCAGUAGAUGGCGGAUUGCUGGCCGGCGGAGGCUGCCUUUUGUACCGAGUGUCAUAGUCAAGGGUGGGAGGCGAAAGCGCGCAGGGGCCCGGCGCCCGUCCGUGCCCGUGCCCGUCACUGAGGAGCUGCUGGAGCGCCGUGCCUGCCGAGGAGAGCGCGGCGCCGAGCCCGCGUGUGGCCGGCCCUCGCUGCGUGUCCGAGCCGCACUCGCUCUGCCCUCGAUCCGUCGGAGUCGCACCAUUAAUUGGAUGAAGAACGGCCCAAAUCUGUUGCUGUGUCCACAAUGGAUUUCAAUUCAAUCCCUGUAACUGCUGACUAUUGUAAAGACUGUGAAAGACAGACUAUCAAACACAGUGGAUAGCGAAUACUGCUGCACAGUACUUGUGUAGUGCACAUUAAUCUUCAUUCUAUUUAAUCCAUUUAUUUAUUAAUUACAUAUCAAGAUAUUUUGUUACCUCAUUUUGUAUAUUUAAGUCAAUAGUAUUUUUUUUAAAAAUCUGUACCUCUAAAGCAUUACCAACUUGAGUGACCAUGGCAUUGGAGGAGUAUGUAUGGAUGGUUGUGGUUGGAUUCAUCAUUGCAUUUGUUUUGGCAUUCUCGGUGGGAGCCAAUGAUGUUGCCAAUUCAUUUGGGACAGCAGUUGGUUCUGGAGUGCUGACACUCAGAAAAGCUUGCAUCUUGGCAACAAUCUUUGAAACAUUGGGUUCUGUACUGCUGGGUGCCAAAGUCAGUGAAACCAUUCGUAAAGGAAUAAUUGAUGUGGACAUGUUCAACUCGAGUCAACAAUUGCUAAUGGCUGGGUCAGUCAGUGCCAUGUUUGGUUCUGCUGUCUGGCAGUUAUUGGCUUCAUUUUUGAAGCUCCCUAUAUCUGGUACCCACUGCAUUGUGGGUGCUACCAUUGGUUUUUGUUUGGUGGCUACAGGUGCUCAUGGUGUCAAGUGGCUGGAGCUGCUGAAGAUUGUUGCUUCUUGGUUCAUCUCGCCUCUGCUGUCUGGAAUCAUGUCUGCUGCUGUCUUUUACUUGGUCCGCUGCUUUAUUUUACAUAAGGCUGACCCUGUGCCAAAUGGACUCCGAGCUCUGCCUGUCUUCUAUGCCUGCACAAUUGCAAUUAAUCUUUUCUCUAUUAUGUACACGGGAGCACCUUUACUGGGAUUUGACCGGAUUCCACUCUGGGGUACAAUUUUGAUUACAUUGGGAAGUGGUGUGAUCUGUGCAUUCAUCGUCUGGUUCAUCGUCUGUCCCAGAAUGAAAAGAAAAAUCGAAAGAGAGAGAAAAGUCUCUAAUUUAGAUAAUGUACUGGACAAGAAGAGUGAGGAUUACUAUUCGGUAUCCAAGGAAGAUUUGGAAGAGCCCCAUUUGAAAGUUCCUUUGACUGAUGCAGCAUCUGAAAUCAAGACUCCUGUGACUGAUGCAGUUUCUGCUGUUUUGCCUAUGAAACAGAGUGGAAGAAUUGCUUUCAUAGGGGAUUUGGCAGAGGAUGUGGGAAAGGAUGGUGUUUCCAGUGGAGAGAUAAAAGAAACCAAUAUUGAUCGUGUGAUGAAUGGAACUGUGCAAUUUGGAAGUAGUCAUGUGCAGUUCAACCAGGCUAUCAAUAAUCAAACCAGUACCAACAGCUACAGUGGUCACUAUCACACUGUACACAAGGAUUCGGGAUUGUACAAAGAACUUCUUCACAAGUUGCACUUGGCUAAAAUGAUCGACUGUGCUGGAGACUCGGGUGAACCAGGAAGUAGGCCACUACGUCGCAACAACAGCUAUACCUGUUACACCAUGGCAAUUUGUGGCAUGCCUCUUGAUUCUUUCAAGCCCAAAGAGGGAGAAGCAAAGGCAGAGGAAAUGGAAAAACUGACAUCUGGCCUGGAAUCGAAGAAACGUAUCCGGCAGGACAGUUACAGUAGUUACUGUAAUGCUAUGGCUGACUCAAAUAAAACAUCUGAGGAUAGAGGUGUGAAGCUUGAAAUUGAAAAGACAGACCGCAAGUGCAGUGAUGGGUCUAUGGAUGAAUGGCGUGAGCAGGAGAAGCCUGAAGUUUCAUUACUGUUCCAGUUCUUGCAGAUCCUAACAGCCUGCUUUGGCUCAUUUGCUCAUGGCGGCAAUGAUGUCAGCAAUGCAAUUGGUCCUUUGGUUGCUUUAUGGGUUGUUUACUAUACAGAAGAUGUUAAUUCAAAAACUGAAACUCCAAUCUGGCUUCUGCUAUAUGGAGGUGUGGGCAUCUGUCUUGGUCUGUGGGUCUGGGGUCGUAGAGUUAUUCAGACCAUGGGCAAGGAUCUGACACCAAUUACCCCCUCAAGUGGCUUCAGUAUUGAAUUGGCCUCUGCUCUGACUGUGGUUAUUGCUUCAAAUAUUGGUCUUCCUGUUAGUACAACACAUUGUAAGGUUGGUUCAGUUGUAGCUGUUGGCUGGAUGCGUGCAAAAAAAGCUGUUGACUGGCGCCUCUUUCGAAACAUCUUCAUGGCGUGGUUUGUUACGGUCCCAAUCUCUGGUCUUAUUAGUGCUGCCAUCAUGGCUUUAUUCAAAUAUGCUAUCUUGCGAAUGUCCUGAGUACCAUCUAUCUUCAGAGGAGUAUUGCUAUGGUUGUUACCCUGUGCUACUGUAGACCUGUUCAUUCAGAUUGUUUAAUGUGAAACCUGUUCAAUGGAAGUCAAAGCUUUAACUGGAGUCUUUUAACAUCAGUAUAUGUUCAAGGAGUCCAACUUGAUUGAAUAUAUGCUGUUCAUUUUUUUUUACUUUUUGACUGCUUGCUUUUUAAUUUGAGAACCCUUGUCUUUUUUUUGUAUAGUGUUUAUUACUGCAUGUUUUUAAACAAGGUGUAAUGCUAUUUAAUACUGUGAACUGAGCUUUUUGACAUUUAACAAAUGUAUGCAUAAAGCACUAGAUUCUGAUUAAGCCACAUGGUAAGCAACCUGUUAGUCCAUUUAAGGCCAUGUUGAGGUACCAAAGAGUGGGGCAAUCAAAUGUGCAGUUGUUUUAAAGUCUUCCAUUUAAAUCUAAUGAUUAUAGAAAAUUAUUCAUUUGUAAUUGAAUUGGUCAAAUGUUCAUUAAAGAUUAGCACACCUUG
Pristis pectinata (smalltooth sawfish) is the source of this 3260-nucleotide messenger RNA. RefSeq names its product sodium-dependent phosphate transporter 1-like. Lineage: Eukaryota; Metazoa; Chordata; Chondrichthyes; Rhinopristiformes; Pristidae. Gene Ontology annotation, cellular component: membrane. Gene Ontology annotation, molecular function: phosphate transmembrane transporter activity. The record is from RefSeq and is a predicted model, not a curated record. Bases 734 to 2743 code for a protein of 669 amino acids. Gene Ontology annotation, biological process: phosphate ion transmembrane transport. The transcript has 11 exons.